This is a messenger RNA of Seriola dumerili (greater amberjack), 9084 nucleotides long. It is a transcript of the gene lamc1, whose product is annotated as laminin subunit gamma 1. NCBI's taxonomy places the organism in Eukaryota, Metazoa, Chordata, Actinopteri, Carangiformes, Carangidae. The transcript is spliced from 28 exons. Gene Ontology annotation, molecular function: extracellular matrix structural constituent. The coding region runs from base 817 to 5604 and encodes 1595 amino acids. The record is from RefSeq and is a predicted model, not a curated record.
AAAUCAAAAAAGUUUACAUUUAUUAAAUAAUGAAUCAGUUAUGAGAUUAUAGUUGUUGAUUCUAUGUCAUGAUUUCUAAUAUUUUUGUUUUUUCACAUUUCUAAAUUUGAUUAUUUUUGUUUUUCUGACACUUUCAGGGAUUUUUUCAUAGUUUACAGGAUAAUUAAUGAAAUGAUUAUUAAUUCAACAAUCAGAUUAAAUUCAUCCAAACUUCCUUCAGUUGCUGGUUUGUGAGAAAAUAAAGACGCUGUUCUUCAUCAUGUGGGAAAGUAAGAAGUCAAAUGAAAAAAUUGAUUGAUUAAUGUUUGAUUUCCAUCCACUGAAGAGGAGAUUAACAACUGAUGGAGGUGGAGGGUGGUGUUUAGUUUUAAUGGGGUCUCUGAAAGACCCUAAACCUUCGCGGGGUUUGGUUCUGCAGGACUGUCUGAGGUUUGAUUCCAGAGUUGACUCGGAAGUUGCCGGAGCGUCCUCUGCGCCUCGGACCUGCGCAGUAGCGGACUGGGUGUAGUCUGGAGUCCCGUCUUUUCCUGCUGGAUUUGGUGCAUGGCGGCGGACACAAAGAGUUGAGGCCCCGAUCCCAGACCCUCACACAGCAGCACAGCCGGGAGACGAGCUCUGGACGCGGCCUGGAGCCGAGAGAAGCCGCCGCUGCCCAACUUUCCCCGCAUGUUUCUACUUGAUGCGUUUUACUGUUUCCUCGGGAAUCGGUCGGUAACCGGAUAGUUACCGAAAACUUCGGACGAGUUCAGGGAGAGUUUGUGUCGGAGCCGCGCACACAGUUUCAGGUCUCGGAGGAGGACGGACAGGACCGAAAAAAUGCGAAGUUUGAUCCGGGCUCUGGUCGCUUGGAGCUGGGUGGCGGCGGUGUGUGUCCGCGCCGCCAUGGACGAGUGUUCGGACGAGCAGGGCAGACCGCAGCGCUGCAUGCCCGAGUUCGUGAACGCGGCUUUUAACGUGACGGUGGUGGCGACCAACACCUGCGGCUCUCCGCCGGAGGAGUACUGCGUGCAGACCGGCGCCACCGGGGUCACCAAGUCCUGCCACAUCUGUGACGCCCGGGACCCGCGGAACCACCACAGCGCCGUGUACCUGACCGACUACAACAACCAGCAGGAUACCACCUGGUGGCAGAGCCAGACCAUGCUGGCGGGCAUCCAGUACCCGAACUCCAUCAACCUCACCCUGCAUCUCGGUAAGGCCUUCGACAUCACCUACGUGCGGCUCAAGUUCCACACCAGCCGGCCGGAGAGCUUCGCCAUCUACAAGCGAACCAGCGAGGGGGGGCCCUGGGUGCCGUACCAGUACUACAGCGGCUCCUGCGAGAAGACGUACCAGAAGCAGAGCCACGGCUUCAUCCGCACCGGAGAGGACGAGCAGCAGGCGCUCUGCACCGACGACUUCAGCGACAUCUCGCCGCUCACCGGCGGGAACGUGGCCUUCUCCACGCUGGAGGGGCGACCCAGCGCCUACAACUUCGACCACAGCCCCGUCCUCCAGGACUGGGUGACGGCCACCGACAUCAGAGUGACCCUGAACAGGCUCAACACGUUCGGAGACGAGGUGUUCAACGACCCCAAGGUCCUCAAGUCGUACUACUACGCCAUCUCUGACUUCGCCGUGGGAGGGAGGUGUAAGUGUAACGGCCACGCCAGUGAGUGCCUGAAGAACGGCAGAGGACGGCUGGUGUGUAACUGCAAACACAACACAGAGGGCGACGACUGCAACAUCUGCAAACCGUUCUUCAACGACCGGCCGUGGAGGAGAGCGACCGCCGACAACUCCAACGAGUGUCUGCCCUGCGACUGUAACGGGAAGAGUUCUGAGUGUUACUUCGACACGGAGCUGUACCGGGCCACAGGUCACGGAGGUCACUGCAGGAACUGCGCCGACAACACCGACGGCCCCAACUGUGAGCGUUGCCUGGACAACUACUACAGAGAGCAGAGCGGCGGCCGCUGCCUGCCCUGCAGCUGCAACUCUGUGGGCUCGGAGUCUCCUCAGUGUGACAACAGAGGAAUGUGUGCGUGUAAACCCGGAGUGACCGGAGAGAAGUGCGACCGCUGUCAGCCGGGAUACCACAGUCUGACCGAGGCCGGCUGCAGGCCUUGCUCUUGCUCGCCCUCUGGCAGCACUCAGGAGUGUGACGUCAACACGGGACAGUGUCGCUGCAAAGACAACGUGGAGGGCUUCAGCUGCGACAGGUGUAAACUGGGUUACUUCAACCUGGACCCCAACAACCCUCAGGGCUGCACACCCUGCUUCUGCUUCCAGCACUCGUCUGUGUGCGACAGCGCCGAGGGCUUCAGCGCCCACACCAUCAGCUCCUCCUUCUACAGAGAUGACGAGCAGUGGACCGGUCAGCAGCGUGAUGGAUCCAGUGUCUCUGUCCAGUGGUCCCCCAGCGGACAGGAGGUCUCCCUCAUCUCAGAAGACUACUUCCCCAUGUACUUCAUAGCCCCAGAGAAGUUUCUGGGGAACCAGAUGCUGAGUUACGGUCAGAACCUGAGUCUGAGUUUCCGGGUGGACCGACGGGACACCCGUCUGUCUGCAGAGGAUCUGGUUCUGGAGGGAGCUAAUCUGAGGGUGGCUGUCCCCCUUAUCGCCCAGGGCAACGCCUACCCCAACGAGAACAUGCAGACAUACGUGUUCAGGCUCCAUGACAGCACUGAUUAUCCCUGGAGGCCGACCAUCAGUCACUCUGACUUCCAGAAACUUCUGCACAACCUGACGGCCAUCAAGAUCCGAGGCACCUACAGCGAGAGGAGUGCCGGUUACCUUGACGAUGUCUCCUUGGUGACAGCGAGGCAGGGUCCAGGUGCCCCGGCCCGCUGGGUAGAGCAGUGCACCUGUCCUCAGGGUUACCAGGGUCAACACUGUGAGCAGUGCACUGUGGGAUACCGCCGCGCUCGCCCGGAGCUCGGAGCCUUUAGCCCCUGUGAGGCCUGCAACUGUAACGGACACAGCGAAGCCUGCAACCCCGACACAGGAGCUUGUGACUGUCAGCACAACACGGCUGGUCUGAGCUGCGAGCGCUGUAAAGACGGUUUCUACGGCGACGCCACCCAGGGGACGUCAGGUGACUGUAAGCCUUGUCCCUGUCCAGCCGGAGCCACCUGCGCUGUGGUCCCCAAAACCAGAGAGGUGGUCUGCACCAACUGUCCCACAGGAACCACAGGUAAGCGCUGUGAGCUCUGUGACGACGGUUUCUUCGGGGACCCUCUGGGUCAGAACGGUCCGAUCCGAGCCUGCCGAGCCUGCAAGUGCAGUGACAACAUCGACCCCAACGCCGUCGGCAACUGCAACCGAGAGACUGGAGAGUGUCUGAAGUGCAUCUACAACACCGACGGCUUCUUCUGCGACCGCUGCAAGGAGGGUUUCUAUGGCAACGCCCUGGCUACCAACCCCGCGGACAAGUGCAAACCCUGCUCCUGUUCUCCUCUCGGUACCGUGGACCGUCAGACCAGCUGCUCCCAGGUCACGGGUCAGUGUCAGUGUCUCCCCAACGUCGCUGAGCGUGACUGCAGCGCCUGCCAGCCCGGCUUCUUCAACCUGCAGAGCGGCAACGGCUGCGAACGGUGCAACUGUAAUCCCAUUGGCUCUACCAACGGUCAGUGUGACAUCACUUCAGGACAGUGCGAGUGUCAGCCCGGCGUCACCGGCCUGCACUGCGAACGCUGCGAGGUCAACUUCUUCGGCUUCAGCUCGUCCGGCUGCAAACCCUGCGACUGUGACCCCGAGGGCUCUCAGUCGGGUCAGUGUAAGGAGGACGGCCGCUGCGAGUGUCGGCCCGGCUUCGUCGGAGCUCGAUGUGACAUGUGUGAGGAAAAUUACUUCUACAACCGCUCGGUGCCGGGCUGCCAGCAGUGCCCCUCCUGCUACAGUCUGGUCAGAGACAAGGUGAACCAGCAGAGGCAGAAGCUUCACGACCUGCAGACCUUGAUCGAUAACCUGGGCUCAGGUCAGGAGACCGUCAGCGAUAAGGCCUUCGAGGACCGACUGAAGGAGGCGGAGCGAGCCAUCAUGGAGCUGCUGGAGGAGGCUCAGACCAGCAAAGACGUAGACAAAGGCCUGCUGGAUCGCCUGAACACCAUCAACAACACUCUGACCACUCAGUGGAACCGACUGCAGAGCAUCCGCAACACGGUGGACGACACCGGCAGUCAGGCCGACCGCGCCCGCACCCGAGUCCGUGACGCCGAGAACCUGAUCAACCAAGCCCGGCUGGAGCUGGACAAGGCCAAGGACGCCGUCAGCAAAGUGGACAUCAAACCCCCCGGCGGCACCGGAGAGCCCAACAACAUGACGCUGCUGGCUGAGGAGGCUCGAAGACUGGCUGAGAAGCACAAGAUGGACGCCGAUCAGAUUGAGAAGAUCGCCAAGGACGCCAACGACACGUCGACCAAAGCGUACAACCUGCUGAUGAAGACUCUGGACGGAGAGAGCAGGACGAGCCAGGAGAUCGACGAGCUCAACAGGAAGUACAACGAAGCCAAGGAGCUGGCUAAGAACCUGGAGAAACAGGCCAACAAGGUCCAGGCCGAGGCCGAAGACGCCGGGAACAAAGCUCUGAAGAUCUUCGCCAACCUGACCAGCCUCCCGCCGUUCAACACCAAGGCUCUGGAGGACGAAGCCACAAAGAUCAAGAAGGAGGCGUCGGACCUGGACAAGCUGAUCGACAAGACGGAGAAGGAGUACAAUGACCUCAGAGAGGACCUGAAGCCCAAAGAGCUGGAAGUCCGCAAACUGCUGGAGAAAGGCAAAAGUGAGCAGCAGACUGCUGAUCAGCUGUUAGCUCGCGCAGAUGCCGCCAAAGCUCUGGCAGAGGAAGCGGCGAAGAAGGGUCAGUCGACCUUCAGGGAGGCCGAGGGCAUCCUGAACGACCUCAGAGACUUUGACAAGAGGGUCAACGACAACAAAACUGCCGCUGAAGAGGCCAUGAAGAAGAUCCCCGCCAUCAACGCCACCAUCAUGGCCGCCAACGAGAAGACCAGGCAGGCGGAGGCGGCGCUCGGAAACGCAGCCGCAGACGCCCGUGAGGCCAAGAACAAGGCGGAGGAGGCGGAGAGGAUCGCCAGCAAUGUGCAGAAGGGCUCAGCCAAGACCAAGGAGGACGCGGAGAAGGCGUUCCAGGACACCAACAAGCUGGACAACGAGGUCAACGACAUGAUGGACCAGCUGAGCACUGCCGAGCAGGAGCUGGCCAGGAAGAAGGCGGAGGCUGACCAGGACAUGAUGAUGGCGGGAAUGGCGUCCAACAAUGCCAAGGAGGCGGAGGACAACGCCCGCAAAGCCAAGAGCGCCGUGAAGACGGUCCUGAGCACCAUCACCGCCCUGCUGGAUCAGCUGGGAAACAUUGACAAGGUGGACCUGAGCAAACUGAACCAGAUCGACGAGUCACUGAAGCGGGCCAAGGGCAAGAUGGCCGACAGUGAUCUGGACAGGAAGCUGGCGGAGCUGAACAACGUAGCGCAGACCCAGGAGGAGAUGAUCAACGACUACGACCGGCAGAUCCGCGAGAUCCGCGCUGACAUCAACAACCUCAACGACAUCAAGAACACGUUACCUGACGGCUGCUUCAACACGCCGUCCCUGGAGAGGCCUUAACCCCGCCCUCCUCCUCCUCCUCCUCCUCCACCGCCCCGCCUCCAACACUCCCCCCUUCACAUCUAACACUCCGGCGAACAUGCCGACUUUUACCAAAACAGUUUUUUAAACCUUUUGUUUUCAGAUUCUUGUCUUUGAUUUUCAAAACCACGUUCACGGUUUUUUAACGAAAGAGAAGCAGCUGUUUUUUGUUUUUUUUUGUUUUUGUUUUUUCAAGACGCAGUAACGUGGUUACGGUAGAAUGAACUAAGCGGCGUAGAGAAGCCGUGCAGAGAGGUGGAGGACCUCGGAGAAAAACCAGAACCACAAUCCCGACGUGACUGCACCCGUCUGAAGUUUCACCGACGCAGAAAAAACCACAGAAGAAGUUCCUCCCGCCUCGAGGAACGUCCGCUCGCGUUUUCGUCUUUCACCCGUCACUCCAUCAGUUCUCAGCCAGCUGAAUGUACGGCGACACUGUUAGAACCUUUUUCUCUUUUACUUUGAAACCAGAAACCACACAGUGAAGGAAUCCUCUCUUCUUUGAUUUUCUCUCCUCUUUUCUCCCAAAGCUUCAGAGGAAGUGUUUCACUCCUCUCUUCAGCAGUAUUUUCACCUCCAGUGAGUCGCGACCAUGAGCAAAGUCCAGCUGGCUCUGCUGGUCUACAUCAAACCAGACGCACCUGAAGUCCUGACCUGAAAGUCUUGUGCAAGUUUUUUAUUAAACUAGAGUUUUGUUCCCAUGAGAAAUGUUGGACAGACCACGAGUUCUGAUCUCACAAUCUGUCACAGAGAUCUGGUGGGAACACGUUCCUUGGCGUUGUGUUCAGGAUCAUGCAGGAACACGACAGCUUCUUUAUCGUGUGUGCAAGACUACAUGGGAACGAGAUAUUAGUUCCCACACAUUGUCUUCUACAAGUGUUAUUAACCUGCACACAGAAGGUAUUAGUGAGUAAUUAUCUUGUGAACGUCUCUCAGGACUUCAGGCGCUCUGUCUUUGAUCUACGGUGGCUGACGAUGUCAAACGAGCUGCAACGGCCCAAAACUCUUCCAUCAGGAGAAACGAACUGCAGAUUCAAAAAACACAAACGAAAAUACAAAAACAAACACAACAAUGGAAACGAGCUGCAGAUGAAACAACGAGCUGCAGGAAGAUGAAACAAAAACAUGAACAACAAACACGUUGCAAAUACACAAACAACAACAAGAACACACAAACCUCCAAAACAAAUGCAACAGAGAAAACGGGAGACAACACAUGCAGAAGAGCUCCAGGCCUGUAGGAGGAGCUUCAGGCCUGUAGGAGGAGCUCCAGGCCUGUAGGAGGAGCUCCAGGCCUGUAGGAGGAGCUCCAGGCCUGUAGGAGGAGCUUCAGGCCUGUAGGAGGAGCUCCAGGCCUGUAGGAGGAGCUCUCAGUGGAACACCCACAGACUGUCUAUAAGCUAACGCUAACGCUUGCUACAUUAUCUGUUGCUCUUUUAUAAUAGUGUAACAACUACGGACAAAUGUAACAACUCUUGUUUCCACCUUCAUACUCUCUCGUUGGGUCAAAGGUCAAAGGUCCACUCCUAAUUCUCGAAGUUCAAGCUAAUGCUCAAGGUGUUAGAGCUCCCCCUACAGGCCUGGAGCUCUUCUGUUGUGUUGUUUGGAUAUGCAGCGUUUUUAUUUGACAGUCGGAGCCGGAGCCGUAGUGUUUUCAGGUUGUGCGUCCGUACGUCCCAUUCUCUAGAUCAAAGGUCAAAGGUCAUGGUCGUGGCGACCUCACAAUGGCCUUGUAACGCCUUGAGGGAAUUUCUUUAGAUUUGGUAAAAACCUGGACUCAAGGAGGAGCUGAUUAGAAUCUGGUGGCCAAAGUUCAAAGGUCAAGGCCACAGGGAUCUCACAGAACAUGAUUUUGGAUUUGUGAACACGAUAUCUCGAGAACACAAAGUGUUUUGGCGCUGGGAUACAACUGCGAGGCGGUAGUUCUAGUUCCUGUUGCAUAAUGUUUGGAGGUUUGUGUGUUGUUGUUGUUGUUUGUGAAUUUGCGGCGUGUUUGUUUCUGUUUUGACGUCCUGCAGCUCGUUGUUUCAUCUGCGGCUCGUUUCCGUUCUUGUUCGUUUGUGUUUCUGAACUUGCAGCUCGUUUCUCCUGAUGGAAGCGUUCUGGGCCGUUGCAGCUCGUUGGACCUCGUCAGCCACCGUAUGAAUCAGCUGUGACGCUUCUCACUGCGGUCAAACACCAUUUCAUGUACGGACGUUACAACACCACACAGCUUCUUUUUUAUCGUCUGUCCUUCUCCCACAAGUUGCUGCUUAUCACUGGUGUUUUUUUGUUUUUUUUACCAAUCACACAUUAACAUUUUCCUCCAGGCUAAAAUCCAACACUAUGCAACUUUGUACAUUUUGCGUAGCGAGAAUUUUUAUCUGAUACACUGGUGCUAAUAAUUAUUUCAAAUGUUAUAUUUUUGUGUGAAUGUUUUUUAUUAUGACAUAGAGUGAGGAUUUGUUAUUUGUGUAAAUAUAUGCUUCAAUGAUUCAGGACUGGCUGAUUCUAAGAAAUAAAACUCCAACAUGCAAAACAGCCACUUCAAGUUCUAUCACAAUCAAUCAACUGAAACCUCCAGGUUAAAUAUAUAUAGAUCUCUAUGAUAACGUCUGUGGUAUGUUAUUAUUAUCAUAUGCUUGCUUGUAUACAAGGCUCAGUGUUGCUGCCUCAUAGCGAUGCCAAUAUUUCAUUUGUGUUUUAUUGAUUCUCUGGGUUUUCAAUCGUUAACUCGACCUAACUGAAUAUUUUUGUUUAUAGUUUUUUUUUUUUUUUUUGGCCCUUUCACCAAUCAGGAUGUGUUUCAGAGCGGUGGGCGUGGCCCGCCACCUCGUUUUUACUGAAUUUAUUGGCUCGACUCCAUAAUGAGAUGAUGAGCUCGGUCACGUUGCUACGGUAGUUAACUGUUUUUAAUUAGUGUUUUGUGCCUUAAUAUAAAGUUUGGUUGUAAUCACAGCCCCAGUGACGGGCUCCACUUGUUAUCUCACAGAAAUGUCCUCGUCGUUCUCGCUCAUUCACGCCGUCUCCUCCUGUCGGUACUGAAGCAGGGUUCUUUAAACAUCAGGUCCAAACAGAGCCAAAAAAAGAUCCUGAUCCAGGAAGUAAGAGUCGAACACUUUGUUAGUUUAACAUCUGAACCUGAACAGAAGAAGAGUUUCUGUGACAGAGGAUCUAAAUGAUCUGGACUCUUACAACUUGUCAUCCAUUUUGUUCUUUCUCUCCCUCCAUCCUUUCUCCCGCUCUGCAGGACGUGCAGCACACGCAGACAUGAUGUAUAAACAGUAUUUUAAGUUAUAAUGUACCAGUUAUUUGUGUUGUAACCCUGUUGUCUUAGAUGGUGACGUGUGUGUGCUGCGCAGCCUGCAGGACGCCUCUGUGACGUCAUGUUUUCCCGCCCUGCGAGGACCUGAAUGACCCUGUUUGUCCCCAUGUGCCUGUAAAUCCAAACUUAACAUUUGAAUAAUAAAAAGAUUACUA